This is a messenger RNA of Hyposmocoma kahamanoa, 1494 nucleotides long. Its product is annotated as CKLF-like MARVEL transmembrane domain-containing protein 4. The record is from RefSeq and is a predicted model, not a curated record. The transcript is spliced from 3 exons. Lineage: Eukaryota; Metazoa; Arthropoda; Insecta; Lepidoptera; Cosmopterigidae. The coding region runs from base 13 to 570 and encodes 185 amino acids. Gene Ontology annotation, cellular component: membrane.
CAAUAAACAAUAAUGGCGGAAGUGGGUUUCCCGGGGCAACACACAACCACCACUACAGUGACUUCCAGCACCACCGUGCAGACGAAUAUACGGUUCGACCCUUCCUACUUAAAAACAUUGCCUGGCUUUCUCAAAGCUGUACAAGUCGUUUGCAGUCUCCUCGGUUUCAUCUGUAUCCUAAGCUCCUACUUCAGAUAUAUCUCGAAAGGCGCCUACUACAGUUGGAUCUCAAUGAUCGCCUUCUGGUUCACGGGUAUUCUCCUGGGCUUUUACCUGUUCCACAUCGUGGAGAAGUUCUACAAGAUUCCAUGGCUCAAAAUUGAAUUUCUUUUCUGUGCCCUUUGGACGUUUUUCUACCUUAUCGCCGCUAGCCUCGCCUGCACGGUGCAUGAAAACGCUUAUUCUGCCGCUGCGUUCUUCGGUUUCGUAGCGAUGGCGGCGUACGGCAUCGAUAGCUUUCUGAAGUUCACCGCGGUGAAAGCGGGGGGCCUGGCGCAAGGCACGAGAGUCGUCUCCAAGCAGACCACGGCCGCGGUCAAUACCCCACCUGGACGCCCUGAAGGGUAUUAGAGAGGGCUAGUCGUACGUAGAUUAUUUGCUGUGGUCAGGCUAAGGGGAUAAUCAUUAAUCGUUUCGUAAGAUCGCCAGUGUAUUCGUUUUUCCUAUAAAAAACAACGAAAGGUAAAUGUUUCAUAAUAAUAGCUAAAAACAAUGUGACAUAACAACUAAAGUACUGUACUCAUUAGCAAACAUGUUUUGCAGUAUUCGUUAAUGAAUAUAUAACUCACCCGACACGUCUCCUGACAAAUCGGUGUUUAAUGUAGGAUGACAUGUCGGCUAACGUAAGUAUUCAUUGCGAACAAGUUGUCUAACACUGCCUACAUGUUCACCAAUGAAUCCCUAUUGUAAUGUAAUAUGCAGCGUGUCUAUAAACUCGGCGUGAAAACUCAAGAAGUUUAUUCUGUUUUCCGAAACGAAUUGCUUUCGUGGAUGAUUUUUUGUCCCUAUGCAAGAUUUGGUAUGCCCAGAGUUCGGUUUUUAAAUGUUUUUAAAUCUGUGAAAAGAUAAAAAUUUAAAUAAGUAUAAUGACUAAAGUCGUCAGAUUAGAACUGCCCGCCGAUCGUAAUCAGCGGCUGAUCAUUAUCAACGUUUUUUACACGCUAUGGUCUGUAGUACUGUUACUAAAAAUAAUAAACUUAAAGAAUGUUUGUAAAUAAUCUCAGUAUAGAGUACUAAAAAACCGACCUCAAAAGUACGUGGAAUUACAUAUAAUUACCAAGUUUUAUUGAAAUCGGUUACCGGAAAGUAACCCUCCACUAUACGGGUCACUGUAUAAAAGCCACUACACGGGACUUGAUGCAGGAGGUCAUCGGUUCUCACUGCUCAAAGUAUAUUGAGAGAGAAAAACGCCUUGAAUUGAAGAAUGGCAAAAUCAAUCAUUAAAAUAAUUGCUCCUUAUAAUUAAAUUUAGGCGCUAUUUAUAAAAAAGAAUCU